AUGCCGGUCGUGCUCGACUCGAAGAACUUUGAGAAUGAAGUCUUCAACUCCGGCAAGGGCUCCUUCAUCAAGUUCUACGCGCCAUGGUGCGGCCACUGCAAGGCCAUGAAGCCUGCCUGGGAUGACUUGGGCAAGCACUACCUCGCCUCCUCCUCCGUCCUUAUCGGCGAUGUCGACUGUACCCAGGAAAACGAGCUCUGCUCCAAGUACGGUGUCAGCGGCUACCCCACCAUCAAGUACUUUCCUGCUGGAGACAAGGAGGGCAAGCCCUACAAUGGCGGACGAUCCCUUGACGACCUCAAGAAAUUCACUGAGGACAACCUGGAGGUGAAGUGCGACGUGAAGGAUCCCAAGGGAUGCACCGACAAGGAGAAGAAGUUCAUCGAGACCAUGCAGGCCAAGUCCGCUGAGGAUCGCAGCAAGGAGCUCACCCGCCUCAAUGGCAUGGCGGCUGGGUCGAUGAAGCCGGAGCUCAAGCAGUGGCUGUUCCAGCGCAUCAACAUCCUCAAGCAGCUCGCGUGA
Molecule: messenger RNA, 522 nt
Organism: Guillardia theta CCMP2712
Lineage: Eukaryota; Cryptophyceae; Pyrenomonadales; Geminigeraceae
Exons: 4
Coding region: 1-522 (173 amino acids)
Biological process (GO): protein folding
Cellular component (GO): endoplasmic reticulum
Molecular function (GO): protein disulfide isomerase activity
Source: RefSeq, a predicted model, not a curated record